AAUAAUUGGGAAUCAGAUUAUCAUACAGCUCUCCCCAAAGAACUUGCACACAGCUUCUUCACCAAUUCUGUUGGGAGACUGAUGCUUUACAGAAAACUUCACAAUUGAAUGUUACCAGCUGAUCUGCAGUAGCAAAGGCGCAUAUAGUUUUACUCGAUGUGAGUUCAUUUUUAUGAUCUAUACCUUUCGAAAGAGUACUGUCACUGCAGAUUGAAUUUGCAGCGGCUUUCUUGCAGCCAGAUGGUGCAAGAAGUAAGAUGUUCAACAAUACUUCAGGGAGAAAAGACUUUCGAGCAAAGCAAGAAGGCGAUAGCAAUGAGCCCAUGGUACCAAAGCAUACAUCAAUGUCAAGACAAUGGGCAGGCUUUAAGAACCCUCGAAUUGUAAGGGUAUCAAAGGCUUUUGGAGGAAAAGAUAGGCACAGCAAGGUCUGCACUGUAAAAGGACUAAGAGACCGAAGAAUUAGGCUUUCAGUCCCUACAGCUAUUCAAUUGUAUGAUCUUCAAGAUAGGCUAGGGUUAAACCAACCCAGCAAGGUCAUAGAUUGGUUGCUCGAUUCAACUAAAGAUGAUAUUGAUAAGCUUCCACCCCUCCAAAUGAUAACUGGAGAUUUCAAUCAACUGCAUCCAGUACCAGCCUUAGUUCCUCAAGAUUUGAAUUCUCCUCAAAUUUCUUUCUCUCAGUUCCUUAGUACUCCAAAUACAGCAUUCAUAAAAGAUGUAGGAAACCGAACCUUACUUUAUACCAAACAAGGAAUGAAGCAUGACAAUGAUAUUGAUAAUGACAUCAAUAUUGGAGAUCAUCAAAGAUUGAAAGGGAAGGAAGCAAUUGUCGAAAGCAAGUGGAAUGAUCAAGAAGAAAAUGGAGAUGGCAAUGGAGGUUUGAACUUUUUUCCCAUACCUCAAUUUUCUUAUCCAGGAUUGUUGCCGUACAACCAUUACUAUAAUUGGGAACCUCCUUCAAAUCUAUCAAUAUCCCAGUUUGGGAACCAAGGACUAGUUCCAUCUCAAACUGAUUCUUCAACGACUCUCCCAUCUGCAUCCCAGUUUUUUUUGUGUCCUCCUGCUGCUACGACACCUUCACCUUUCCCUCCAUAUCUCAUGCCUACUUUGGGGGAGAAUCAAGAUCUUAUUAGACAAAACAAUCACUUCCAUUUGUUAACCUCAAGUUCCCAACAUGUACCACCAAAUUCCCUCAUGCCACUACUUCACCUGAGUGAUUCUCAAGAGAAAGUAUCCUUCAGUUUGGAUGCACAUCCCAAGGUCCAUCAGCAGAACAAUGACGAUAGAUGAUUGCCUAUGAUCGAGAUGACAAGGACACGAUCACUUCACAUGCUUCAUAGUUAUCAUUACAGAACACACACAUUUAUAUAUUUUAUAUAUAUGAUUUCUUAUAACUAGAUUAAUGGUGUGCAAUAUGCAUAUGCAUGGAGACUAUAUAUAUAGUAUUUACAUGAUGUUUGAGCU
Molecule: messenger RNA, 1466 nt
Organism: Cynara cardunculus var. scolymus (artichoke)
Lineage: Eukaryota; Viridiplantae; Streptophyta; Magnoliopsida; Asterales; Asteraceae
Product: transcription factor TCP5-like
Exons: 2
Coding region: 258-1292 (344 amino acids)
Cellular component (GO): nucleus
Molecular function (GO): sequence-specific DNA binding; DNA-binding transcription factor activity
Source: RefSeq, a predicted model, not a curated record